Molecule: messenger RNA, 1534 nt
Organism: Rhagoletis zephyria (snowberry fruit fly)
Lineage: Eukaryota; Metazoa; Arthropoda; Insecta; Diptera; Tephritidae
Product: putative phosphatidate phosphatase
Biological process (GO): phospholipid dephosphorylation; signal transduction; phospholipid metabolic process
Cellular component (GO): plasma membrane
Molecular function (GO): phosphatidate phosphatase activity
Source: RefSeq, a predicted model, not a curated record
CGGCUGUGGAGCGUGUUGUUCGGUGCGGCAAAAAUUAAGCGAAUCAACGUCUUGGAAAUAUCGCAUAAAAGAGGAUACGGGAAUCAAAUCCAAAUAACACCAGAUACUCUCCGAAUUCCAACAAUAGAGAGCACCUCACUCCUUUUCAAAUUGAAGUCACACCUCUGUACUCGAAAUGUCCGGUAUGAUAACGCUGCGUCGCUUCAUCGACUUCCUCCUAUUUGUCGUACUAAUUGGCGUCGUGAUCGCGCUGUCCCACUUGAUGCCGCUACAGAAGCGCGGCUUCUUUUGUGGCGAUGAGUCGUUGCAGUACCCCUUCACCGGCAGACAGACUUUUGGUUUUGGCGCGCUAUGCAUUGUCGCCCUUGGCAUCCCCUUCUUCGUCAUCCUCACCGUGGAACUCUUUCGACAACUAUCGCCUAGCCGUGGCAAACAGCAUGGGCAUGUAGCGCACGAAUCCAACGACGACUCUUGCCGCUGCGGACGCCGCUGGAAGAAUAUCUACGCACGGCUCGGCUACUAUUUGCUGGGCAUGCAGAUGACGCUAAUCGCCACCGAGAUACCAAAGCGCGCCAUCGGGCGCCUGCGCCCAUACUUCUUCAGCAUUUGUAAACCACGUCUGGCCGAUGGCACCAACUGUGACAUUGAACUCAAUGAAGGCCAAUACUUCGCCGAAUACACUUGCGAAAAUGAUCUUAGCCAGAAAAUGAUGGCCGAAAUGGCAAAGUCUUUUCCCAGCGGACACUCCUCACUCGCAUUCUACGCCAUGGUUUACAUCGCACUGUACCUGCAAGUGGCGCUCAGUACACGCGGCUCCAAGCUACUCAAACAUUUCCUGCAAUUUGGCUUUGUUAUGUUGGCUUGGCUUGUGGCGCUGACACGCGUCACCGAUCACUGGCAUCACUGGUCCGAUGUGCUGGUGGGUAUACUGUUGGGCACGCUAUUCGCCUUACUGGUGGCGCGAUACGUGGCCAAGUUGUUUGAGGGCCGUUGCUUGACAUCCACAUUAGCCGCGUCGGAAAAAAUAAUGGCGCAUGCCAGCAUAGCCUCCGCGUCGGCGCAAUCGGCGACACCGGCAUUGCCUGCGUACACAUUUGGCAGUGUGCCGUAUCUGCAGCACCACGGACCAAAUAACGCCGCCGAGGAUCAGACAUACCGCAAUUACGGCUACGUGGCAUAAAGCGGGCAUAGCGGAUGGAGAGAUGAAGAAAAUGGGCACGAAUGGCAGCUGUAGUGCAAAAACAAAAGGAAAUACGAGUACGUCGAAGUGUAUUUGAGUUGCAGUGAAAGCCGUUGUAAUUUUGUUAUAAUUUUAUUAUUUCUUCAUGUUUUGCUUAAAUUUAAGUUUUCGACGCACGCAUGUGGUGGCAUUGGAAUUCGAAAAGAAAAGCUCAGUGUUUCGAACUGCAUUUAUAUGUACAUUGAAUGCAGCAUUAUUCGGUUGAGUGAUUUUGUUCAAGUCUUCCACAUCAGAGUCGAAUUUUAAUUGUAACUUAUUUGUUAAAAAAAUAAAUGAAUAAAAAAGCAUGCCUUA